Lepus europaeus (European hare) is the source of this 1576-nucleotide messenger RNA. It is a transcript of the gene RWDD2A, whose product is annotated as RWD domain containing 2A. Gene Ontology annotation, molecular function: protein binding. The coding region runs from base 120 to 998 and encodes 292 amino acids. The transcript is spliced from 3 exons. NCBI's taxonomy places the organism in Eukaryota, Metazoa, Chordata, Mammalia, Lagomorpha, Leporidae. The record is from RefSeq and is a predicted model, not a curated record.
CUCGGCGGUCACGCGCAGCUCGCGCCUGCAGAACUGCGGUUGCGGUUCUGAGCGGGCUCUGGGGCUGUUUCCAUUGAGUGACCAGGAAGGGCUUCCGGGCAGGUGGAUUUUGAGACAACAUGUCGGCUUCGGUGAAAGAAAGCCUUCAGCUUCAGCUACUGGAAAUGGAAAUGCUGUUUUCCAUGUUUCCUAACCAAGGAGAAGUAAAGCUUGAAGAUGUAAAUGCCUUGACGAAUAUAAAGAGAUAUUUGGAAGGCACCAGGGAAGCGCUACCACCAAAAAUUGAAUUUGUGAUUACGCUCCAGAUUGAGGAGCCCAAGGUGAAAAUUGAUUUGCAAGUAACCAUGCCUCACAGCUACCCCUACGUAGCACUGCAGCUGUUUGGACGGUCAUCUGAGCUUGACAGACAACAGCAGCUACUUCUCAACAAAGGUCUCACUUCCUACAUCGGGACUUUUGAUCCAGGUGAGCUCUGUGUAUGCGCAGCAAUCCAGUGGCUACAGGACAACAGUGCGUCCUAUUUCCUGAGCAGAAAGCUCGUGUAUGAACCAUCUACCCAGGCAAAGCCCAUCAAGAACACGUUCAUCCGCAUGUGGAUCUACAGCCACCAUAUAUACCAGCAGGACCUAAGGAAAAAGAUUUUGGAAGUGGGGAAAAGGUUGGAUGUGACGGGAUUUUGCAUGACAGGAAAGCCCGGUAUAAUCUGUGUGGAGGGUCUCAAAGAGCACUGUGAGGAGUUCUGGCACACAAUUAGGUACCCCAACUGGAAGCACAUUUCCUGUAAGCAUGCAGAAAGCACUGAGACCGAAGGAGAUGGCGAGGACCUGCGUCUUUUCCAUUCUUUUGAAGAAUUACUCCUUGAGGCCCAUGGUGACUACGGAUUAAGGAAUGACUAUCACAUGAAUCUGGGCCAGUUCUUAGAAUUUCUCAAGAAACACAAAAGUGAGCAUGUUUUUCAGAUACUAUUUGGCAUCGAGAGCAAAAGCUCAGAGUCCUAGGAAGUCAUUAAGAGGCCUGUAUUUGUAAGUUCACUCAGUAUUUAUGUUAACAAGACCAAAGUGCAAAGGCCAAGGCUGUGUAGCAUCCUUGGUGGAAGACCUAGCUCCAGGAUUUUUACCUGGUAAUGAAUUUCAACUGGUCAUGAAAUGAAAGGGCCUUUUAACUUUAUAACUGUAAAGUUGUGAUGUUAUCUCUAGGUUCUUGUAUUAAGUCACUUGAAACAAUUUCAUUGUAAGUUAAUAAAACAUUUAACCAGUAGAGUUGAUUUAAGAUGAGUCCAAAACCCAGUUAACAUCAAAUAGCAGACUGCAGUUGUAUAUUCAUAAAUAUUAAUAACAUUCCUCCUUUUCAUGAUGCCAGUACACGGGUGACAUGCCAACUUGUUUUUCGUUAUUUUAGGUGAGUUCUAAAUCAAGGAUAAAAUGAGAGCAAAGGGAGAGCACAUGUUUACCACAUUUCUUUACGUUAAACCUCUGAUUUGCGUGUUUUCUUUGAGUUACACUAGAUCCUGACAGCAAUGGCAGAGGAAUCAUAGGAAUGAAGCUGCAAGAGGAAUGAAGAUGAUGCGCAAUGCUAC